Molecule: messenger RNA, 2896 nt
Organism: Corythoichthys intestinalis (scribbled pipefish)
Lineage: Eukaryota; Metazoa; Chordata; Actinopteri; Syngnathiformes; Syngnathidae
Gene: dcp1a
Product: decapping mRNA 1A
Exons: 9
Coding region: 84-1523 (479 amino acids)
Biological process (GO): positive regulation of catalytic activity; deadenylation-independent decapping of nuclear-transcribed mRNA; deadenylation-dependent decapping of nuclear-transcribed mRNA
Cellular component (GO): P-body
Molecular function (GO): mRNA binding; enzyme activator activity
Source: RefSeq, a predicted model, not a curated record
ACCACUUCCGGCUAGAGCGGAAGUUAUAGGUGCCGAGUAGGCAUGUGUUAUUGUGUCCGUGUGGGAGCAACAUCGCAUCCAAAAUGGACACCGCAAAUGUUGGACAUUUGAUGAGCUUAGCAGCUCUCCAGAGACAAGACCCCUGCAUUAACAUGUUGCUUGACGUUACCGGACAGGUGGCCCUCUACAACUUCAACUCCAAAGUCAACGAAUGGGAGAAGACAGAAAUCGAGGGAACCCUGUUUGUUUAUACAAGGUCUGCUUCUCCAUACCAUGGCUUCACAAUCAUGAACCGACUGAGCACAAAAAACCUGGUUGAGCCAAUCAACAAAGACCUUGAGUUCCAGUUGCAGGACCCUUUCCUUCUCUACAGGAAUGGCAACAUGGGGAUCUACAGUAUUUGGUUCUAUGACAAGCGGGACUGCCAGCGCAUUUCUCAGCUUAUGGUCAAAAUUGUGAAACUAGAAGCUGAACAUGCCCAAAACCAAUCUCCAGAGAAGGCAGAGUCCAGACGGCCCAAUGGAGUGCCUGACACACGGCCAAGGGACAUUCUGGAGUUGCUUAGCAAAGCAAAGGAGGAAUACCAAAAGGCUCAGUCAGGAGAUGCACCAGAGCUGAAUGCAACUGGAGCUUUAAAUCCUCACAUCCACAGCUCUCAACUGCAUGAUAAGAAAGCUCAUACAAUGGUGAAGCAGAUAACAGUGGAAGAACUUUUCGGCUCAUCCAUUCCAAAGGACCCAUCUCUACCUGCAAUGCCGACCCAAAAUCUCACCACUGCUUCAGUAGACCCUUCAGUUACAUACCGUCAAAACCAAACAUAUCCCCCUUCACACUACCAAAACGCUCACCGUCCUAACCACCUGACUGGCCAUGCUCCCCGAAAACACGCCCAGCUACCUAACCCUUAUGCGUUACACCCGAGCCCCGUUUUCCAGCCGGCAGUACCGGGGGCUAAAUCGGCAGGGUCCCAACCUCAAAGUGGACCUGCAUUUCCCCCGUCUGCUCCCCGGGCUUAUUUGGAGCAGGAAAUAAUAGGCUCACUAAAACCAGCAGUCCAGUCGCUGAAUGCGGAUAUCCACAAACCCACCCUUGCGCCCAAUUUCCUGCCGAGCUCUCUGGUACCACCCCACAACUUCCAAGAACGCUUGAGUAAACAAAUACUACAGCUGUCCCAAGAAAUUGAUGUUCUCGCCAAAGCUCCAAACCUGAUUAAACCAAUAACAGCUGUGCCUAUGAGUCCUGGCCUUGCUAUGUCUGGGUCGGAUUCCGCCGUGCUUCUCUCUCCCAGCGCCUUCCAGCAACAAUCCAUCAAUAAGAAUGCAACAGCAGUAGUCCCCCCACCUCCCUCUGAACUCCCUACCACUUAUUUGGGGUCUGUGGAGCCCCCACAACCUUCCUGCAACAAAGCCCAGCUCCAGAAAACUCUCAUACACCUUAUUAAGAAUGACCCGGCUUUCCUGGGGGCCAUUCAUGAUGCGUACCUACGGAGUGUAUCCAAGGAUUUCAGUAACCUGAAGCUAUAAUUUUCCAAUUCACACAAUUCAUUUUAAGCGGAGAGGAGGUUUUUACGUGGCAUUGGGCAUGCACUGAGGAACCUUCUGAGACAAUGGGAACACUGAUGACUGACUUUUCCUCCUCUUUUUUUUUUUGUCUUAAACAAAAACAUUUACUCAAGGUGUUGCCAACCUUGCACUGACUACUUCAUGAGACCCUUGACUCUCGGUUUUGGACUUUGGAAGCUUUUUUUGUGACUUGAUAGUACUAUUGGAAGAUACUAAAUAUUUUCGUUAUUUCACAGGAAAUUCAGUAUUUUGUCAACAUGAGACAAAUUUGUCUUGCGAAUCUCUUUAAAAGAGUGUUUUUUAUUGGUUUCUCUUCUUUUCUGUCUCCAGCAAUCAUAUUCAGUCCUUUCGGGUUUAAUGUGAAGGCACUUGUAAUAUGACCAAACUUUUUUUUUUUUUUUAAUUCAGUUUCGAAAGCUGCUCACCAGAAGGCACACUUAACACAUUUUUCUCAUCUUUUUCUUCGCUUCGUCUAUUUUUCUUUACAUUAAAAAGUAUUUUUAAGUGCCAAGGUAGCAAGCAUUAAACGACCCAAAUGUUUACAUUGACUUGUAGUUGAGCAAGUCCCAUUUUUCCAGUGAAUUCAGUGUUUUACUUUUGAACCAGUUGUUAGUUUUAUCUCUGUUAUUCCAACUAAUCUUAAUAUUGUGGCACAAGAUAACAAAGUAGCAUUUGUCACAUCAUCACUAGGCAGCACAUCAAGUCUGAGGUCUUUUGGAAAGAAAAUACAAUUACAUAUUUAAAGAAACCCAAGGGUUUAAAACAAAACCAUAUUAGAAAAUUUGUCAUGCUACAGCAGACAGAAUACAAAUGUGAAUACCCAAAGUGCUGCACCGAUAUUAAACAUUCACUUAAAAUUGAAAUUGGUCACCAUUAGAUAUAAUUGACUGGUUUUAUUAUCACAUGGUACUUAAAGAACAUACAAUAUACAUUACUUACAUAUUAAUGUGGAAGAAACUUAGAUGCAAACAUUGUGCCUGACAAUGGCAUUUUGAAAAGGUGUUUAUGAGCAGCAGCGUUCUGUGGGGUAAUGGGACUUUGCAACCAGUGGUUUAAUAUGACUUGGGUUUUAAAGUCACAAAGUUGGAUUUCUGUGCACGUGUGAGUCAGGUACAAAUUGAUGUCAUUCUGUUUUGCCAGCCUAUGUCCCAACAGAUCUCUGUUCCUGCUAGAAAAAAAGUACAUUUAAAGGUGUUUUUUUAUAUUCUAAGGUUAUUUUAAUAGUUGAUCUUAUAAUUUUGGGGGAAAUAUUUGCUUUUGUGACUGGAGUGGGCAUGUGUAAUUUUGUUUAUGCUGAGCAUUUUUGUUAUUAAACAGAUAUGAACAUCCUUAUG